Ooceraea biroi (clonal raider ant) is the source of this 5340-nucleotide messenger RNA. RefSeq names its product PDGF- and VEGF-receptor related (gene Pvr). The record is from RefSeq and is a predicted model, not a curated record. Gene Ontology annotation, molecular function: ATP binding; transmembrane receptor protein tyrosine kinase activity. Gene Ontology annotation, biological process: protein phosphorylation; multicellular organism development; positive regulation of kinase activity. Gene Ontology annotation, cellular component: signaling receptor complex; plasma membrane. Lineage: Eukaryota; Metazoa; Arthropoda; Insecta; Hymenoptera; Formicidae.
GACUGUAGAACCGAGUGCACAGUAAAAUUGGGUCCCGAGGUCCGUCUUGGUACGCGCACGCUCUGGCAAUGUUCGCUAUAAGAUACUGCUGUGCAAAAAGGUGAAAAUCCGCACACUGGACGAGAAAUGGAAAUGUUGCUGCUGCGGCAUGCGCUGUUACUGGUGCUCGUCGUCGUCUUCGCGCUCUGUCAAGUAUCGCAGAGUAAACCUACCAUUUCGCCAAUUCAAGAAGAAAUUUUGUUAAAUGAGGGAGAUCCCUUAGAGAUUACGUGCACUGGUUCUAACCCGAUCAAAUUUAUUUAUCCAGAUGUUAAAGAAGACGAGGUGAACACUUCAGCCGCGCAAACAAGAGAAAGAUCAAGUAAUGGCGUUCACACGAACAUUUUGCAACGUCCUCGCACCGUUUUUGGCGACACAGGCUGGUACGGUUGUACCGAUGAACAACACGAGAUCAACAUUAUUCCAAAUGCCUAUAACGAUCCGGAGGUGAAUUGGAUAUACGUUUAUGUGAAAUCUGACACAAACUUUUUCGUGAAAGCAGACACAUACGCCCACUUAAAUGCAAUUGCCGGCGACGAUACUAUCAUACCAUGUGCGGUUACGUCGCCAAACCUGUUGCCCGUGUUGUCCAAUAAUAACGCGGGAGACUUUGACGAUGAGACGGAGAUGAGGCAGAGGGCAUCAUUUGACCCGAGAAGCGGUUUCACAAUUAGGAACCUCACGGUGAAAGACAGCGACUGGUACAAAUGCAAAAUAAAUAAGGAUGACAAGGAGCAGGAGGUCAAUUACGUGUUGUCCGUGCAUCUGAAGAAGGAGCUGUCUGAGCCGAAAAUUCACGACGAGACCCUGCUGCACGUGACACGCGGACAGAAUCUCACGGUGGAGUGCACCGUCGAAGUGGACGUAGCUAUACGAUACGUGUUCGAGUGGAAAAUACCAAAGAACAACAGCAGAAGAAACGUUCAGCAAUUUAGGAAGAAACUGGACGAGAAUAAUGUCAUGGUUACGAGCCAAUUGACGGUGUUUGACGUAACGUACGAAGACGCGGGCGAGUACGAGUGCAUCAUUAGGUCGAUUCACAGCAGCAAGAAGACGAAGAAGAACAUCAUCAUACAUAAUCCUGAAAACAGAUACAUUAAGCUUACGUCUCAACAUGAGAAUUACUAUGAAAAAGGAAAUGGCGAUAAUGUACAGUGGGUUGUUUACAUUAAUGCAUAUCCCAAACCUGAGUUGCGAUGGCUCAAACCGAACCGCGAGGAAAUUGUCGAGAGUCAAAAAUAUUCCAUGAACACGACAGCUACGGGUACUAUCCUGAAGAUAAGAUCGUUGAACGUGCUAGACAUGGGAAAUUAUACUCUCGAAGCUAAAAACGAAUACAUAACGGAGAAAAUGAAUUUUACUUUGGAUAUCAUAGCUAAACCGGUCUCGAUGUUGUGGGGUAUUAAAGCUUACUACGAGCCUAACAAAACCGCGGAAUUUUCUUGUGAGGUAAUAGCUUUCCCGCAACCGGAAAUAACGUGGAGUUUCUUGAAGUGUCCGAAUUAUCCGUCAUUCGAGAAUUCAACGAUUACAAACGUCACGAUAGCGACUCAUGUACAUGACACAAACAUUCAAACCACUUCAAGAGCGCAGAUACUUAUCGACAUGUCGGGACAUGUAACGUGCAGGGCAUGUAAUAAACUUGGCUGCGAUUCUGUGACUGAGAACGUUCUUGUUUCUGAUGGGGUAGGUGCUUUUGGUAUUUUCGAGCCGAAAGAGCCCGUGACAGAAGGCGAUACCAUAGAAAUGACAUGUGCUGCUUCUAUUUACAACUAUACAGAUGAAAUUACAUGGGUAAACUAUGGUAACAAAAGUUACAUACCAAUAGAGAGAACAGAAAGAUUAGAGAUUUUGCAACAUAGAACCCCAUUCACUUAUCGAUCAACACUGAAGAUUAAUCAGGUCCGUAAAUCAGAUGCUCAAACUUACGCCUGUAUUGGAAAAAGCAUAACAGUGAAUCACGAUGAUUGUAUUGGAGAACAAUGCACCUCACAAGAAGCAAAUCUUUCUGAAUUCGCAGGCUACAUAUUAAUUGUUCACGAUCCGAUGGCACCACGUUUUAUCGAAACUAAUAUGAACAAGACGAAAGAAAGGAUUAUCGAGGAAGACGCGGAAGGUCCUAAGACGAUGAUUUUGCGAUGUCUCGUGGAAGGAAUGCCGAAACCGACAGUUACUUGGUACAAGGACAAUGUACCGUUAAAGAAAACCGACCAGUACUUGUUCAAGUACGAUUCACAGGAACUUAAUAUAAAAUAUCUACAUGUACACGAUAGUGGGAAGUACUCAUGUCGUGCUAGUAACCGAGUGGGCAUUGCCGAAAAUUAUCAGCAAAUAACAGUAACAAAUGGAUGGCAGAAACUUGACUUAAUAUUGACCGCUUCGAUCGUUGUCCUGGCCAUCAUUCUGGUGAUUUUAGCGAUUUUCUCCACGAUCAAAAUUCGUCGUGGAAAGAAACUGAAGGAAGAUUUGGCGAAAGCGGGUCUUAUGCAUUUCGAAGAAGGCGCUCUGGAAUGCUUGAAUCCAGAGUUGACGGUGGAUGAUCAAGCGGAAUUGCUUCCGUAUGAUAAAAAGUGGGAAUUUCCACGGGAACGGUUGACGCUUGGAAAACAAUUGGGCAGCGGUGCGUUUGGCGUGGUGAUGAAGGCGGAAGCGCGUGGAAUAUGCGAAAAUGAAACAGUCACCACUGUCGCCGUGAAAAUGGUUCGUCGGAGCACUACUGAUCCGACCUAUGUUCGCGCGCUUGCCAGUGAGCUAAAAAUUAUGGUGCACCUCGGCAAGCAUCUCAACGUCGUCAAUCUACUCGGCGCUUGCACAAAAAAUAUCUUCAAACGUGAAUUGUUGGUAAUUGUCGAAUAUUGUUGUUUUGGGAAUUUACAUAAUUAUCUUCUCAGACAUAGAACCGAUUUCAUCAACCAAAUCGAUCCCAACACUGGGAAAUUUGAUUUUUCUAUUGGUGCGGAUAAGUUGACGAGAACCGUCAGUGUCAGCAGCAAUAACAGGUUAAAAUAUGCGGCAUUAUCGUUUUCUCGCAGUCUUAGUAUGAGUUCAGGCACUGACACAGUGCGUUACUGUCCGGGAGUGGACUCGGACUCUCAAGAGAUCAGUACGUCGCCAGACGGCUAUAUUCUUAGUAAUAAUUCAUCCCAACCAGAAUGGAGGUCGAAUUACCAUGGUGAUUACAAAGAUCAAAAUCUCAAGCCUAUCUGCACACAAGAUUUGUUAUCGUGGGCAUUCCAGGUGGCACGUGGAAUGGAAUAUCUCAGCCAAAGAAAAGUGUUGCACGGUGAUCUAGCAGCAAGGAAUAUUUUGCUCACCGAGAACAACGUAGUGAAAAUUUGCGACUUUGGUCUCGCAAAGACCAUGUACAAGGACGACAAUUACAAAAAGAAAGGCAACGGUCCGCUACCCAUUAAAUGGAUGGCCAUCGAAUCGAUCAGAGAUCGAAUUUUCUCGACGCAGUCGGACAUAUGGAGUUUCGGUAUAGUACUUUGGGAAUUCUUUACCUUAGCUAAAAUACCGUAUCCCGGCAUGGAGGCUGAUAAACAGUAUCAGAAGCUGAUCGAGGGCUACAGAAUGGAGAAACCAGAGUAUGCUACUUCCGAAGUGCACGACAUAAUGUUGCACUGCUGGAAGGCUAAACCUACGCUACGUCCAAGCUUCACGGAUCUCGCGAAAAACAUAGGCGAUUUAUUAGAAGAGAACGUGAGAAUACACUAUAUAAGCCUAAACACACCUUACAUGGAUAUGAACUCGAUGAAUCUGGGGAAUGACUAUCUAACGAUGAUGUCCGCGCCGGAUCACGCGACUCUCUCGUCGCCGGGCCACAAUUACGUGAACUCGCCGAGUCUUCCGGAUUCGGUGUACUUGCCCAUGAGUCCCAGUUGUCAGAAAGACGAGUCCGGGAUAUUUAGUCCCCGACCGCCCGAGAGUCACUUUGAGUUCCCGACACCCGCGUCGGAUUCGGAGGACGCCGUCGAGCUGUCGCCGAUGUUGAAGAACGAGAAAGAAUUCUAUCUCGAGCCGAUCGACGUUCAGGGGCGAAGGGCAGAAUUCGCGCGACAAAGACAAGCGAUGCGGAACCAGGCAGUCGACCAACCAGUCGAUCGUGAUUCCGGUUACUGUAACGCGCCGCGUAAUGUUCAUUUGAUUGACCUGAUCGACACUAAUGAAAAAAUGAAAGCGGAUCUUGACAAGACGGACUCGGAGAAGGACAUCGCGCCGGCCGUUAUCAAUACACAGGACAAUUAUGUGAAUAUGCCGAAGCAGAAGAAUGAAUUGAAAAGCAUGCCAAACGGCUUCAGCAAUCCUAGUUACGUGGUAGUGAGCAAUCAGGAUAAGGACCAGACAGUUUAACUAGCUUGUUCAGUUUCCAUCAUAUAUUCAUUGUAAAUAUCGGAUCGUUCCAAGACAAGAUUCAGUGCGGGUUUAGUGGUUUAAGUAACUCUGCUUAGGAGUGACUAUUGCUACGAUGUGUCGUAUUAUGAUCAUAAUGAUACGUAUGAUGCUUUAAUUGUGCCUGUACAAUGUCCAGUUUUGGUACUUAGUGAAUCGUCUCUCGUGCAAUGUGCCAUGGCGAUCAAUAGCGCACUCAAGAAUGCAUCAGUGAGUUGAAUCGACGAAUAAACGUCGUAAUAGUAAGAUAGUUUCUUAUCAGAUUUUUAUGGGUAUACAACGAUACGCUUAUGGAUAAUGUGCGAUGAGUAUUUUGUAUCUUUAUAUAGCUUUUCCACGUAAUUUAUACAACUUUGUAUUUUUUACGAAUAUUACGCGAGUAAAUAAUAUUUUAUGGAUCGGUACUCCUCGACUUUAAAAGUUUAAAGUUGACAUGCAAGUAUUAACGUGUCUUAUUUGGAAAAUGCAAGAAUUAGAAAAGUCUAAUUCUUUGUUAUAUACAUAUUGUAGACAAAAAAACAUAUAAUCAAUGUGUAUUAUACAUAUAAAAUAAUACAUAUAUAAUAUGUAUUGUGUUGUAUGUAUAAUACGGUAAGUUACGUGUACGAAUAAUAAUUCGCCUAUACAAAAAGUGCAAGCAGUAAAUUAGAUUAUUGUCUUAUUAGAUCAUUGGACUCUAAAUACUUAAUUAGUUUAAUAUUGUGGAAUAUUAUACUGUCCCUAUAUAUUAUAAUAAUGUGUCUUGUCAUUUUCCGAAUAUACGAUAGAUUUAGGAAAUUUGGAUAAGACAAUGCGAUAUAAAUCUUUAUUUUAUUACUAUUUUAUUCUCGAUACAAUUACAUCCAAUGUUUUAUUUCUUCAGAUCAAUUACUUAACAUUUUUACGAAAUAUACGAACUGUGCGAAUUCA